Arabidopsis thaliana (thale cress) is the source of this 2702-nucleotide messenger RNA. Its product is annotated as CASC3/Barentsz eIF4AIII binding protein. Gene Ontology annotation, molecular function: mRNA binding. Gene Ontology annotation, cellular component: cytoplasm; exon-exon junction complex; nucleus. The record is from RefSeq and is marked reviewed. Gene Ontology annotation, biological process: mRNA processing. The transcript has 10 exons. NCBI's taxonomy places the organism in Eukaryota, Viridiplantae, Streptophyta, Magnoliopsida, Brassicales, Brassicaceae. The coding region runs from base 389 to 2206 and encodes 605 amino acids.
GUCAAGUUGGAUAAUUCCCAAAAACUGGGAAAAAAGAACUCAAGCGUCAAAUGUUGUAGGUGCAUCAUCAUCAGUCUACAAGUAGUAAAAAACCCAUUCGAUUUGAUAAGAAGACCCAACGGAAAGAGUCUUCCCGUCUACAAAGUAAACCCAAUCAAUCUUAAUAAUCUUUAAGAGGUUUUUUCUUAUUAUAAUUAUCUAUCUCUCUAUCUAUCUAUCUGCGGAUCUCUCAUGAAGAAACACUGAGGAGAUUCUCUCGCUCUGAUCUCCUGGUAUCGUCGUCUCUCUCCGUAGAGAUAUACUAGUUUGUCCCAUAUCCGAUUGAUUGCUCUAUUCAAUUUAUUCCUCUUCUAGGUUUUCGGUUUGGCCCUCCGAUUUAGAGGGAUUGAUGGCCCCUGAUGGCGUUGAAGACUCCGACUAUGAGAGUGAUCCCGACGAGUUGAACCGCUCCUUGGCUACACGGAGGAGAGAAGCCAGCGAUGAUGAUGAGGAUGAUGAAGAAGCGGACGACCAUGAUAAGCUGCGAGCAGCAAUCCAGAUUCAUUCCGAUGAACACAGUGGUGUUGUUGUUGUCGACUCUGAUGAUAAUGAAGGAUUGCACAUAGAAGAUAGUUAUGGUGAUGAUGACGACGAAGAGGAAGAUGGUGAUUAUGGACAAGUUGAUGACCAUGUCGAAUACAUUGCGGAUAAUAAUGACAAGACAAUUGUCGCCGGCAAUGGGACCGAUGACUCUGCCGCCACUGAUCUUGUGGAUGGAGAGGAACAAAAGAAGAAGGAACCUUUUGCAGUGCCUACUGCUGGAGCUUUCUAUAUGCAUGAUGACAGAUUUCAGGAAUUGGAUGCCGCCUCUAAUAGGCGAAUGCGUGGUGGUAGGAGGCUCUGGCAAUCCAGAGAUGAAAGAAAGUGGGGACAUGACAAAUUCGAGGAAAUGAAUACACAGAAACAGCAAUAUGAUAGGAGGACUUCGAGAGGCCGAGGCAGAGGUCGUGGUCAGGGUAGGGGUCAGGACCGUGGACAGUCUCGGGGGAACAAUUCUAAAGAAUUUACUGGCAAUGGACACCAAAAUCAGUUUCCGAAGGCUGUCACGAGAGGGAGGGGGGCCAGAAGAUAUGAGGUUGCAUUGAGAAAUGGGAAUCAAGCACCUUCUGUGCAAACCAAACAGUCCCAAAAUUCGUCUGUGGAAGUGUCACACGUUGAUUUAGGGCGUCCACCAACAGAAACAGCUACCUUAGAGACUGAAGCCAUCCAAGCCAAAAAGAAUGUAUUUGCUUCAAGUUUAAAUUCAGCUUCUCCUCCAUUUUAUCCUUCAAGAUCCAACAAUAACUUGGCACAAAAGGAUGUACAAGCUGGCAUGGGUAGGCUGCACAUUAAUGAAAACCCUAAUCCGACUGGAAAGAAGUUUGGGAAUACAAAAUCCAGCUCCUUGUGGGGACGCACUGCUCAGACUACAAGUCAUGGUAGAGGUGUACCUCCUCAUGGGCAAGUGCUUUACCAGCAAUCUCCUAAUCAAGGUGACAAAGUUUCUUCGCCGAUGCAAAUCCGUGGAAUGCCUAAAGGCACUGACCAGAGCUGUACUCAACUUCCUGGUCAGGUUUUUAAUCAACAUUCGGCUGUUAUCAGUUUGCUGCCUUCUUCUCCUCCAAAAACCGGAUCAUCAGAAAAUCCGUAUCUUUCUGGUGAAAUAGAGUCAGCCGUAGAAACAGGUGCUUUGGUUGCCAAGGGAAAAGGGUCUCUCCAACCUAGUGGAAGGGGAUCUUUUAUGUAUGGAGGGACACAGUUUAUGGGCCCUGCCGGGAUGGCAGCUGGUCACGGCAAUCCAAAUUUCCCUGCUUUUCUACCUGUUAUGCAAUUCGGUGGUCAGCAUGGUGGGGUUCCAACUUUUGGAAUGGCUCUUCCAGGUUAUUUCCAACCAGAACAUGGUACCGGAAAUCCUGAGAUGACAUGGCUGCCAAUUUUGGCUGGCCCUGGAGCAUUAGGGGGUUCAUAUUGUCCACCUUAUACUGUCCUUGAUGGUUCUUACCAAGCAGACAAACCAGGGUUACCUUCCUCUGCCGGAUCGUCCAGCCAAGAGAACAGUUCCAAUAAUCCUAAUGAUGAAGAGCCCAUGGAGAGACCUGAGGUUACGAACAAUGGGAAUUCUCAACGGUCAAAUAGCAACCCAAACAAGCAGCCUCGUAGAUACUCGGAGAUGAGCUUUAGCAAGUGAGUAAAGAAGAGUGGAAAGGAAGAAGGUCAUCUAAUUUGACUAAGUGGAGUGAAAGGAGGAGGGUGAGAGAGAAGAGCUCCUUAGGAGCAGCAGGCCCUUGGUGCUUCUCCAACUGCUUUAUGAAGCCGUUUGGGCUGCUAUUAUUGUUACCUAUUUUUAUUAGGAGGUUGUUGUGCAAUUGAAAAGAAUUUUUGUUUUGUUUUCGUUGUUAUGAGAGCUUGAGCUUGAGCCGUGGGCGUCCUUCAUCUGUAAUUUAUUCUUUUGUCCGUUUGGGUUCAAAUUGAUAUUUUGUAAUGUUGAUAUGUGUUAUUCUGUUUUCGUUUGUCAACUUCUUUAUCAAAAGUUGUGUGCCCUAUUCGUACGCCUGCGAAGUCCCCCCAAGAAUUGCCCAUGUUGAGUUUUGAUGGUAGUUAGUUGUCUAUGUUUUAUAUUUUACGCAAGGGGAUAGUGGUGGUGCUCAGUCAAAUUUACCCGAUUCGUGAGAAAUGAGUCAUUG